Messenger RNA from Ziziphus jujuba (common jujube), 5128 nucleotides. RefSeq names its product clustered mitochondria protein. Gene Ontology annotation, molecular function: protein binding. Bases 352 to 4599 code for a protein of 1415 amino acids. Lineage: Eukaryota; Viridiplantae; Streptophyta; Magnoliopsida; Rosales; Rhamnaceae. Gene Ontology annotation, biological process: organelle organization. The record is from RefSeq and is a predicted model, not a curated record. The transcript has 29 exons. Gene Ontology annotation, cellular component: cytoplasm.
CCCAAAAAGAUGGGACUCCAAGCUGUCAGCAGGGCGCUUUCUCUCUGUUUUUUCUUUCCCCCCCUCUCUCUCUGUCUCUCUGUUUCUCUCUCUCUCUCUCUCUCUCUUAAAAGGUCGAAAUUCGCCGCCUCUCAGCCACUUCCUCUUCUCCUCUCUCUCUCUCUCUCUCUUCCUCCUAGUUUGGGCUAAAACCUCACCACCUUCUUUCUAAAACCCUCUUUAUUUUUUUUUUCGUAUUUUUAUAUUGGAAAAUAAUUACUCGAAUUGAUUAUUAUAGUUACUUUGUUAUUUUAUCGAACACCUUUGCUGCAGUUUGAGAAGCUUUUGCCUUAUUGGUGAGAAGGAGGUGAAAUGGCUGGAAAGUCGAACAAAGGGAGGAACCGGAGAGGGUCAAAUAAUGCUGCUACUAAUUCUUCUGAGUCAGUUGUCUCGUCCAAUGCUUCUAAUAAAGAAUCUAAAGAUAACUUAAGUGCUUCAGAGCCCAUUAAAGAUGAUGCUAAUGGUGUACCUGUUGCGGUUGAGUCAACUGAUACCCAGCCUGAGGUAAAGGAGGUUGAACCAGAAAAUUCAGCAAGCCAAACUAAGCAAGGUGAUCUUCAUCUUUUCCCCGUCUCUGUCAAAACACAAAGCAGCGAGAAACUUGAGCUGCAACUGAACCCGGGAGAUUCAGUAAUGGAUAUUAGACAAUUUCUUCUUGACGCUCCUGAGACAUGUUUCUUCACUUGCUAUGACUUAUUGCUGCACACAAAAGAUGGUUCCACUCAUCAUCUGGAGGAUUUUAAUGAAAUUUCUGAAGUAGCUGACAUAACUAGUGGUGGAUGCUCCUUGGAGAUGGUUCCUGCUUUAUAUGAUGAUAGAUCCAUAAGGGCUCAUGUUUAUCGAACAAGAGAAUUGCUUUCCCUUUCCACACUCCAUGCAUCAGUAUCAACAUCGCUUGCAUUACAGCAUGAGAUGGCACAGAAUAAAGCAACAAGUCCAGGAGAUACCACAAAAACAGAUGUACUGGAGCUUGAUGGUUUGGGUUUUAUGGAAGAUGUUACUGGUUCACUGGGUAAUUUGCUGUCAUCAUCCUUGAAAGAGAUUAAAUGCGUGGAGAGUAUUGUGUUUUCAUCCUUCAAUCCUCCUCCAAGCUAUAGAAGGCUUGUUGGAGAUUUGAUUUAUUUGGAUGUAGUAACAUUAGAGGGCAAUAAGUUUUGCAUUACUGGAACAACAAAGAUGUUUUAUGUGAACUCAAGCACUGGGAAUACCCUUGACCCCAGGCCGAGUAAAACAAAUUUUGAAGCUACUACCCUUGUUGGACUCUUGCAAAAAAUCAGCUCCAAGUUUAAAAAGGCUUUUCGGGAAGUUUUGGAGCGGAGGGCUUCUUCUCAUCCUUUUGAAAAUGUUCAAUCUUUGCUGCCACCUAAUUCAUGGCUUGGAUUGUAUCCCGUUCCUGAUCACAAACGUGAUGCAGCAAGAGCAGAGGAUGCUUUGAUUCUUUCAUAUGGCAGUGAACUGAUUGGUAUGCAAAGAGAUUGGAAUGAGGAGUUGCAAUCAUGUCGUGAAUUUCCCCAUACAAAUCCUCAGGAAAGGAUUCUGCGUGAUAGAGCUCUCUACAAAGUGACUUCAGACUUUGUUGAUGCUGCAGUUAGUGGUGCUAUUGGAGUCAUCAACCGAUGCAUACCUCCUAUAAAUCCAACUGAUCCAGAGUGCUUUCACAUGUAUGUUCACAAUAAUAUAUUCUUUAGUUUUGCUGUUGACGGGGACCUUGAACAGCUAUCCAAGAAAUGUGUGUCAGAUAAUAAGCUGAAGAAUGUGAGCAAUGACUCUUUGCCUGAAAAGGCUUUCAGUGGUUCAUUGCAUGGAGAUAGCGGUCUUCCCAAUGGGGAAAAAUGUGAUAGAUCAUGUACAGGGGAACAUAAUAGUGUCACAGAAUUGGCUCCUGAUGCGUCUGCUGAGGCACCAUCUGCUGAGACUGAGCAAGCUACAUAUGCUUCUGCAAACAAUGAUUUGAAAGGCACUAAGGCAUACCAGGAAGCUGAUGUUCCAGGCCUUUAUAAUCUUGCAAUGGCAAUAAUUGAUUACAGAGGUCAUAGGGUAGUAGCUCAGAGUGUUUUACCAGGCAUUCUUCAAGGGGAUAAAUCAGAAUCUCUUUUGUACGGUUCUGUUGACAAUGGCAAGAAAAUAAACUGGAAUGAAGAUUUUCAUUUGAAGGUGGUUGAGGCUGCAAAACGCCUUCAUCUGAAGGAGCACACAGUCCAUGAUGGAUCUGGAAAUGUUUUCAAGUUAGCUGCACCAGUGGAAUGCAAGGGUAUUGUUGGCAGUGAUGACAGGCAUUAUCUCCUUGACUUGAUGAGAGUCACUCCUCGUGAUGCAAACUACACUGGACCUGGGUCUCGAUUUUGUAUCUUGAGACCAGAAUUAAUUACAGCUUUUUGCCAGGCCAAAGCGACAGAGAGAUCCAAAACUAAGUCCACAUCUCAAGGAGAUGCUCAUACUGCCAGUAAUUCUCCAAAUGUUGAUGGUGAAAUACAGGAUAUAACAAAAGAAGAGAACACUGAAGAUGUUCAAGAAUGUGCUUCUGCACCUGCUGAAAGCUUUGAAUCACAGGAGGGGAUUCUUUUCAACCCUAACAUCUUCACUGAGUUUAAAUUAGCUGGAAAUCAUGAGGAGAUUGCAGCUGAUGAAGAAAAUGUGAGAAAAGCUAGUUCGUACCUAACUGAUGUUGUGCUUCCAAAAUUUAUACAAGAUCUUUGCACACUUGAAGUAUCACCUAUGGAUGGCCAGACACUAACUGAAGCACUCCAUGCUCAUGGCAUUAAUGUUCGCUAUAUUGGAAAAGUGGCUGAUGGGACCAGACAUUUACCUCACCUCUGGGAUCUCUGUUCUAGUGAGAUUGUGGUCAGGUCUGCCAAGCACAUCUUCAAGGCUGUUUUGAGAGAUACAGAGGAUCAUGAUCUUGGACCAGCAAUCUCGCAUUUCUUCAACUGUUUCUUUGGAAGUUGUAGUGCUGUUGCCUCAAAAGUCUCUGCUAACAGUGUGCAGUCUAGAACUCCAAAAAAAGACCAAAUGGGCCAUCAAUCUCCGGGAAAACAUUCUAGGGGACAAGCAAGAUGGAAAGGCGGAGCUUCUGCUAGGAAAAAUCAAUCCUCAUAUAUGAAUAUUAGCUCUGAAUCUCUAUGGUUGGACAUUCAAGAAUUUGCGAGGGUCAAAUAUCAGUUUGAGUUACCAGAGCAUGUGAGGACACAAAUAAAGAAAAUUUCUGUAAUCCGUAAUCUUUGCCAAAAGGUAGGAAUUACAAUUGCAGCUCGCAGAUAUGAUCUUAAUUCCACGGCACCUUUCCAAACAUCAGAUGUAUUGAAUCUCCAACCUGUAGUUAAGCAUUCAGUUCCUGUGUGUUCAGAAGCUAAAGAUCUUGUGGAAACAGGAAAGGUCCAAUUGGCUGAGGGAAUGCUUAGUGAAGCCUAUACAUUGUUUUCUGAGGCGUUUUCAAUUCUUCAGCAGGUUACUGGUCCAAUGCAUAGGGAGGUUGCUAACUGCUGUCGGUAUCUCGCGAUGGUUUUAUACCAUGCAGGAGACAUGGCUGGAGCCAUAAUGCAACAGCACAAGGAACUGAUCAUAAAUGAACGUUGCUUGGGUUUGGACCACCCUGACACCGCUCACAGUUAUGGCAAUAUGGCUCUUUUCUAUCAUGGACUUAACCAAACGGAACUUGCCUUAAGGCAUAUGUCCCGAGCAUUACUCCUGCUAAGCUUGUCAUCUGGACCAGAUCACCCUGAUGUUGCUGCAACUUUUAUAAAUGUUGCAAUGAUGUACCAGGAUAUUGGGAAGAUGAACACAGCACUUCGAUAUCUGCAAGAGGCCUUGAAAAAGAAUGAGAGGCUUUUAGGCGAGGAACAUAUCCAAACUGCUGUAUGCUAUCAUGCCCUUGCCAUUGCAUUCAAUUGCAUGGGUGCCUUCAAGCUUUCUCACCAGCAUGAGAAGAGAACCUAUGAUAUACUUGUCAAACAACUUGGAGAGGAGGAUUCAAGGACACGUGACUCUCAAAACUGGAUGAAGACAUUUAAGAUGCGUGAGCUACAGUUAAAUGCACAAAAACAAAAAGGCCAAGCCUUGAAUGCUGCUUCUGCUCAGAAGGCUAUUGAUAUUCUGAAGGCCAAUCCUGACUUGAUACAAGCAUUCCAAGCUGCUGCUAUAGCUGGAGGAUCUGGGAAUUCCACUACUUCUGUUAACAAAUCUCUCAAUGCUGCGGUUAUUGGUGAAACUCUUCCCCGGGGGAGGGGAUUUGAUGAAAGGGCUGCUCGUGCAGCUGCUGAAAUCAGAAAGAAAGCAGCAGCAAAGGGUCUCUUAAUUCGCCCUCAUGGUGUUCCAGUCCAAGCUUUGCCCCCAAUUACUCAGCUCCUUAAUAUCAUCAAUUCAGGUGCUACCCAAGAAGCAGUGGAUGAUGGAGAAGCAAAUGGACCAAAGGAAUCCGAUGGCCUUUCAUCAAAUGGUUCUGUCGAUGCAAGUAAAGACCAGUCACAGCCAGAGCAAGAGGGUCAGGCUCCUGUUGGAUUGGGCAAAGGCCUUGCUUCAUUGGACAGCAAGAAACAAAAAUCAAAGGCCAAAGUUGCAGCUUGAAUUUUUGAAGCAGUGAUUUAGUUGAUCGGAAACAAAACAAGAAUAUAAAUUUGUUUGUGCGCUUUGGUCAUUUUCCUUUUUCUAUGGUUCAAGUUGCAAUUUUUUUCGAUCAUCUCGAGGAAGAGUACCUCGCCGCCUCAGCCUCAGAAGCUAUUAAGAGAGUUGAGAUGAGCAUUGCACCCAUAAAAUUUCCCCAGUUUUGGGUUUUUGUUUGGCACUCAGGCUGGUAGGUUGGCUCAGGGAGCAGGCAGGCAAUCUCUGUUGCAAGUAGGUUUAAUGUAGUAAUGCUUGUAGCAAUUUUUCCUUUAUAAAUUUGGGUAUUCCAUAAAGCCAUAAUCUGAAACAAUCUCAGCGCAACUUCAUUGUUUUCCAUGUGAAACAAUAUAAUUCAUAAUCGGGUUGAGUUUAAUUACAUAAAAUGUAAUAGUUACUCCCAUCUUUUUUCUUUAUUUAAAAGAUGCGAUUGAUUCAGAUUAAGUAUGACCAGCAAUAAGAAGAUAUCCUUGGUCUUGGUCUUGUUUCUCUCAUA